CCGACUAGCAACAGUUAGCACACAAACCGCGAACCAGUCGAGCGACUUCGACGUAAUCCGUACAAACAUAAUCGCUACGUGAACAUAAUACGCGUUUUUAAACAAUUUAUCAGUGAUCUUCUCACGUUUGUGUUGCGAUGUCCGAAUAGGUGACAUCUAUAUCGAAGUGAGCUAUGACUCGAAUUGGGGGAUCCUUCGUGCUUCUUCUCGCCUUGGUGUCAUGUUCCUGUGAUCCUGAAGUUUACUACGAGAAGCAACGUUACGAUGGUUGGUUCAAUAACCGAGCCUAUCCUGAAUGGGGAUCUGCAGGUAGUCGACUCACAAGGAAGACCCCUGCAUCCUACACGGAUGGUGUGUACAUGAUGGCUGGUGCAGACAGACCUGGUGCGAGAGCUCUCUCCAAGCUCUUCAUGAAAGGACAGGAUGGUCUACCUUCGCUAGCCAAUAGAACUGCGCUUUUGGCAUUCUUCGGUCAAGUUGUGACUGGCGAGAUAGUCAUGGCAUCGGAAUCUGGGUGUCCGAUAGAGCAGCAUCGUAUUCCUGUAGAUAAAUGCGAUCACAUGUACGAUCCGGAUUGCGACGGUGUCAAGUACAUGCCAUUCCAUCGAGCUGCGUAUGAUAGAGCGACUGGACAGAGUCCUAACAGUCCCAGAGAACAGAUCAACCAGAUAACGUCGUGGGUCGAUGGCAGCUUCGUUUACAGCACUAGCGAGGCGUGGGUGAAUGCAAUGAGGUCAUUUCAGAACGGUACUCUAUUGAGUGAAGGAGGGUUGCCACCGCGGAAUAAAAAACGCGUGCCACUCUUCAAUAACCCGGUCCCGCAUUACAUGAGAAUGCUAAGCCCUGAACGAUUAUUUCUUCUAGGUGAUCCAAGAACUAAUCAAAAUCCAGCAAUGGUCACGUUCGGGAUACUUCUGAUGCGGUGGCACAAUGUGGUGGCGGCUAGAAUACACAAACAGCAUCCUGACUGGACCGAUGAACAACUGUUUCAGAGAGCCAGAAGAAUUGUCAUAGCUAGCUUACAGAAUAUAAUCUUAUACGAAUACGUACCAUCAUUCUUGGGCACACCAGUUCCACCCUACCAAGGCUAUCGAGCAGAAAUGGCACCAGGAAUCACACACGCUUUUGCCGUUGCAGCCUUUAGAUUCGGACAUACCCUCGUACCUCCAGCGAUUCUACUGAGGGACAGAAAUUGCAGAUAUGGCAGAGCACCGGGAGGUCAUGAUGCAAUAAGGCUGUGUCAGACAUGGUGGGAUGGAAACGAUGUUAUGUCUCAAGUUCCAAUAGAAGAAGUUCUAAUGGGUAUGGUGUCACAACUAUCAGAGCGCGAAGACGCAUUAUUGUGUUCAGAUGUCAGAGACAAUCUAUUUGGUCCGAUGGAAUUUUCUAGAAGAGAUCUGGGAGCUCUCAAUAUAAUGAGAGGUAGAGAUAAUGGACUGCCUGAUUAUAAUACAGCGAGAACAUAUUUCGGCUUGCCCAAAGUAAAAACAUUCAAUGAAAUCAAUCCACGACUGUUUGAAGAAAACCCAGACUUACUGCAAAAGUUGGUUCAAGUGUAUGAAGGAAAACUUGAUAAUAUUGACGUUUACAUUGGUGGGAUGCUGGAGUCGACAGGACACCCGGGAGAAUUAUUCCGAGCAAUCAUUAUCGAUCAGUUCACGAGGAUCCGGGAUGGUGAUCGGUUUUGGUUUGAAAAUGAGGCUAACGGUAUAUUUACGCGGGAAGAGAUAGCAGAGUUACGACGUAUAACACUGUGGGAUGUGAUCGUGAACAGUACUGCUAUCGGUCCAGGUGACAUUCAGCGUGACGUCUUGCACUGGCGCGAGGGCGACCCAUGUCCGCAGCCUUACCAGCUCAACGCCACAAAGCUGCCCCCUUGUAAAUACUUGAAGGGAUAUGAUUAUUUUGAGGGUAAUGAAUUCGCGUACAUCUACACCUGCCUGAUACUCGUGUUUGUGCCGAUACUGUGCGCGGGCGCAGGCUACGGGGUUGUCAAACUACAGAAUAGCAGACGCCGCAAACUAAAAUUGCAGCAAGAAAAUCUGAAGAAUGCUCAGUGCAAAGGGUCCGUUGAUAAGAUGGUGUGCCGAGAAUGGGUGCACGCGUCACACAAGCGAUUGGUGAAGCUGCGGUUGGGACCGGAACCCGCGCUCCACGUGACCGACCGAAAGGGAGACAAGCUACGGACUGUCCCACUGGAGCAUACCGACCAGUUCACCGUUAUUGAGAGUCAGGAGACACGUAGCAAUAAAAGACCUUUAGUCCUCAUCCGUGUUCCUCGAGAGCACGACCUUGUAUUGGAAAUGGACUCCGUGGCUUCACGGCGAAAAUUCCUGCUGAAACUCGACACCUUCCUAGCACAGCAUAAGAAAGCUUUAAACCUGACGCAAGCUCAACGAGAGAAUAUCUUGACGUCUGCUGAGACCCGCGAAAGGCGAGCGAGGAAACUGGAACAUUUCUUCAGAGAAGCGUACGCUAUUACGUUUGGUCUAGCGCCUGGGGAGAAACGGAGAAAAUCAGAAAAUGCUGAUCCCGAAUCCAUAGUUAUGAGGACUUCAUUAUCGAAGAGUGAAUUCGCAAGUGCUUUGGGAAUGAAGUCAGAUGCUGUUUUUGUCAAGAAGAUGUUCAAUAUUGUUGACAAAGAUGGAGAUGGAAGGAUAUCUUUUCAGGAGUUCCUCGAUACUGUAGUAUUGUUUUCUCGCGGUGCGACAGACGACAAACUGCGUAUUAUAUUCGAUAUGUGCGACAAUGACAGGAACGGUGUGAUCGACAAGGAAGAGCUGAGUGAGAUGUUGAGGUCGCUGGUGGAGAUUGCCAGAACAACGUCUCUGAGAGACGAACACGUCACAGAGCUCAUUGAUGGAAUGUUCUCGGAUGCUGGACUUCAACUUAAAGACCACCUGACGUAUUCAGAUUUCAAGCUGAUGAUGAAGGAGUACAAAGGUGAAUUUGUAGCCAUCGGACUUGAUUGUAAGGGAGCGAAGCAGAACUUCCUUGAUACUUCUACUAACGUUGCAAGAAUGACAAGCUUCCAUAUUGAACCGUCUAUGGAACAAACCAGGCACUGGUUCAUCUUGAAGUGGGAUUACUUGACGACUUUCUUGGAAGAAAAUAGACAGAACAUAUUCUAUUUAUUUAUAUUCUACGUGGUUACGAUCGGACUGUUCGUGGAAAGGUUCGCGCAUUAUUCGUUUAUGUCCGAACACCUGGACCUAAGACACAUUAUGGGAGUUGGUAUUGCUAUAACAAGAGGCUCUGCAGCAUCAUUGUCUUUCUGUUAUUCUUUGCUCUUGCUCACGAUGUCGAGGAAUCUUUUGACUAAAUUAAAGGAGUUCAGUAUCCAGCAGUACAUACCCUUAGAUUCCAGCAUCCAGUUCCACAAGAUAGUCGCUUGUACUGCCUUGUUCUUCUCACUACUGCACACUGCUGGUCAUAUGGUCAAUUUUUAUCACGUCUCCACUCAGCCGAUAGAAAACUUGAAAUGUUUGACUAAAGAAGUACAUUUUACUUCUGACUUUCGACCUGGUAUUACUUACUGGGUAUUCCAGACUGUAACGGGUGUGACUGGCGUUCUUCUAUUUAUAAUAAUGUGCGUGAUAUUCAUAUUCGCACACCCCGUGAUACGUAAACGUGCAUACCCAUGGUUCUGGCGUGCACAUUCCUUAUACGUGGCUUUGUAUGCAUUGUGUUUGGUGCAUGGAUUGGCCCGACUCACUGGAGCGCCGCGAUUUUGGAUUUUCUUUCUGGGACCGGCCAUUGUUUACACCUUGGACAAGGUGGUUUCACUACGCACUGAAUAUCUGGCGCUAGACGUCUUGGAAACUGAAAUGUUGCCAUCUGACGUCAUCAAAAUAAAGUUCUACAGACCACCAAAUCUCAAAUAUUUAUCAGGCCAAUGGGUAAGGCUUUCCUGUACAGCGUUCAAAAAAGAAGAAUACCACUCGUUCACACUGACAUCUGCUCCGCAUGAGAACUUCCUGUCAUGUCAUAUUAAGGCUCAGGGUCCCUGGACAUGGAAACUGAGGAAUUACUUCGACCCUUGCAAUUACAACCCCGACAACCGACCCAAAAUAAGGAUUCAGGGUCCCUUUGGUGGCGGAAAUCAGGACUGGUAUAAGUUUGAAGUGGCUGUUAUGGUGGGUGGUGGUAUUGGAGUGACUCCGUACGCUUCGAUCCUCAACGACCUCGUGUUCGGAACCUCCACCAAUAGAUAUUCAGGAGUCGCUUGUAAGAAGGUGUAUUUCCUCUGGAUAUGUCCAUCUCACAAACACUUUGAGUGGUUCAUCGACGUGCUGCGUGAUGUAGAAAGGAAGGAUGUGACCAAUGUGCUGGAGAUUCACAUAUUCAUCACGCAAUUCUUUCACAAAUUCGAUCUACGGACUACCAUGUUGUAUAUUUGUGAGAACCACUUCCAGCGGCUGUCUCGUACGUCGAUGUUUACGGGACUGAAAGCGGUCAAUCACUUCGGGAGACCAGAUAUGUCUUCCUUCCUUAAAUUUGUACAGAAGAAACACAGUUAUGUAUCGAAAAUUGGAGUGUUUUCAUGUGGACCCCGGCCACUCACCAAGUCGAUAAUGUCGGCGUGUGAACAAGUCAACAGAACGAGACGGUUGCCUUACUUUAUACAUCAUUUCGAAAAUUUUGGCUAGUUAUUAUACACUUAUAAAAUAUAUCUAAAUUAUCACCAAUUACCUACAAAACUAAACAUAGUUAUAUUUUAACUUUGUUUUAUACGUGUUCAUACAUUUAAAUAAAUAAUUUAGAAUGAUUUUUUCUUAAUUUAUUAUUAUAUUACGUUUUAUUCAUUUUCUUUAUAACAUUAUUAUUAGUUUGAAUAUUAUAAAUAUUGUCUAUAUUUAAUUUUAUUUUAUUAUUUUUAUACUUUAUCGUUCUUGUAGCACUGCCAAUUAAUUUCAUUUUUAUUAACAAUUUGCUAUUUUUUUAAAGUGAUAACUCUCACUUCUAAUUGGAUUGACUGACUGGAUGGAUUAAUUACACAAAUUCAAUUUAAAAAUUCAAUUCAAACAAUUGUUUAUAUUUGAAAGAGUCAAUUUUAACAUCUCAAUUCAAUUUCCUAAUAUGCAAAUAUUGGGGUUGAGCAGGUUAUCAACUGUAAAGUAGAUCAUGUAGAUGAAACCACAACCUGAAAGAAGGAAAACAAAGAAACAGAACAAAGACUCAUGAUUCAUGAACUUCACGUUACUCGAACGUUUGGCUUAGUGGAAGAGCGCUCGCACAGAACGCGAGAAGCGGGUUCGAGUCGCGCAUCGUUCAUAAAUUUUCUUUUUAAAUUUAAUUUGUGAUCAUUUUAAUUGACUAUGGAUUCUUAAUAUAGAUCUUUACAUAUAUUUUUUUCAAUUGUUACUUACACCAUAAAUGUCAAAUAAUUUAAAUGUGGUACCAUCAUAAUAAUAUGAAGGUAAAAUUUAUAGAGAUAAAAUUUUAUUGAAAAGUAUAUGAUUCAAUAAAUUCAUUCAUUUAACCGUUUUAUUAUAUUAUUUAUAGCUACUUCGAAAACUUUAGUUUAAGUAAUGAUCUUAAAUAGUUAUUUAUUAUUAAUUAUAACAAACGCGAUUGCGUUGUUUUAUAUGUUUAGUACAAACUUAAUCUUGCAUUUUAUUUUUAAUGUACAAAAAGAACAGGCUUAACACUCGAUUAGACGCAGAUUUAUUUUUAUAGCCGCUUUGUAAAUAAUGUAGAUAAUGAAUUUUGAAUAUUUUAUUAUUUAAAGAGAAUGUCAAUAGGUAUACAAUAAAUUUGUUUUCCUAUUA
Molecule: messenger RNA, 5771 nt
Organism: Leptidea sinapis
Lineage: Eukaryota; Metazoa; Arthropoda; Insecta; Lepidoptera; Pieridae
Gene: Duox
Product: dual oxidase
Exons: 29
Coding region: 174-4649 (1491 amino acids)
Biological process (GO): defense response; response to oxidative stress; superoxide anion generation
Cellular component (GO): NADPH oxidase complex; plasma membrane
Molecular function (GO): calcium ion binding; superoxide-generating NAD(P)H oxidase activity; peroxidase activity
Source: RefSeq, a predicted model, not a curated record